AUAGAGACCACAUUUUGUAUCAAAAUUAGACAAUUUUGACAAAUGACUAACUUCAUUCUCUUGUAAUUCUAACCUAAAAAAGCAUAUGGUUUUUGGUCCAUGUGCAAUCAUAUGCAGUACAAAUUCAAUCAAAAUCAUCAAAUUCCAAUUCAAUGGUUUAUAAAAGGAAGAAAUAUCAUUACGGCGACACUCAUUUAAAGAAGAAAUGGCGCACCAAACGAAGAACUAAAGAUUUAGACGAGAUCGAUGAAGACUUGAAGCCGGAGAACUGCCAGAAACUCCUCAAUCAGCCGGUGGACUUCGACAAGCCGGGAUCCGGCCAACAUUACUGCAUUCACUGCGCCCGCCACUUCAUAUCCGACAGCGCCCUGCAGGACCAUUUCCGCACUAAAGUGCACAAACGGAGACUCAAAGCCCUCGAAAUCGAGCCCUACACGGUGGAGGAUUCCGAACGAGCCGCCGGUCUGGGCAGUUGGAAGGCGCCGGUCAAAAGAAAAAUCGAAACGCAGGGGAAAAGCUCCGAGAGCGAUCCCGAAUCGUCUAACAAACGGAUGAGAAUCGACGAGGACGAUGGCGAAUUGUAGGAAUUUUUUUAAGACUUUCAACAGGCGGUUUUCUUCUGCUUUGUAUAUUACAGGAGAAAAAGCCCAAACAAAUUGCGCCAUUUUAAUGCCCGAAAUCGACUUUGAAACGCAAAUUACCAACAAAAACGAAUUAAUCGAGAACGUCAAAGCCAGAAAUUUAAAUCUCGACGUCGAUAAUAUUAUAAAGCAAUGGGAACUUUUUAAAGAUUUGAAAGAGCGUAAAGUCUCCCUCGAAACCACUCGAUCGGAGAUAGCUAAAACUUUAGCCAACAAAUCGGUAUCGAGCGAUAACGAAAAACUCCAAACGCAUUUAAAACUUGUUAAAGAUGAUUUAAACAACCUCAAAGAAGUUUUCUACGACGUAGAGGAAUCUACCAUGUUAAAUAUAUUAAAUUUACCGAAUAAAUUACAUGGUAAAACGCCUUUAAAACAAGAACAAGUACUUUACGAGCGUUUAGAAAAGCCAACUAGAUACGCCGGAAAUCACAUAGAAAUCGCUACGGAAAUGAACUAUUGUAAAUAUUUAGAUCCUUUUACUUGUUACUUGAAAUCGGAUGCCGCUUUGUUCGAACUGAAACUGUUCAAUUAUUUCAGGAAAUAUCUUUUGGGAUUGGAUUUCGUCCAGUUUUCCAAUACGAAUUUUUGCAGGAGCAUAAUCUUAGAAGGCUGCGACGAAAUUCGACAUGAUAAUAGAAAAUCGUUCGCUUUAGAAAAUCCGAUUAACGAUGAGAGAAUUAACAGGCUCCAUUUGUGCGGUUCGGCUACUUUGUUCUCUUUUAUGGCGUAUUUUACCAAGCAUCUUACGCACCAUACUUUGUUCCCGUUGAAGUGUUUUAGUGUAGGUAAAGUGUACCAAAAUUUAGGUACUGAAAAGGCUAGUUUUUUUAAUUUGUACCAACAAUCUGCUCUUAGUGUUUUUAUGGCUGAUACGGAGAAUAGUGUAGAGAAUGUAGAUGAUUUAGUUAGGCUCGUUUCUGAUGUUUACGAUAGUUUAAAUGUUCAUUAUAGAAUUGUUAAUUUGGCUGCGAACGAAUUAGGAAAGCCCGAAAGCCUCAGGUUGUCCAUACAAAUGUAUUCGAAUUUCGAAAAAACAUAUGUAGAAGUGGGUAAUAUUUCAUUUUACAAUUCAUACGUGAGCAAGCGACUUUUGUUCGCUUAUACGUUCGAAAAGCAAAGGAAAUAUCCAUCGAUCGUAAGCGGUUCUUUGUUAAAUUUCCACAAAUUUUUAGGCUGUCUGCUGGAGAACGCCGAUAAAGAAUUGUUAAAAGACUAUUUCGGUAAAAUAAACGGUUGAGUUUGUGUUAUUUUAAUCGUUUUAUUAAGUCAAGUAAAGUGUGUUAUUUUAGGCACGGCUGAAAAAUGCAUUUUGCUCGUCAAAAAAGUAAAAAACGCUAUUAAAUUACGUUCAAAAUUUUUAAUAAAAUUUGCCCUAAAAAAUAUACAGGGUGAAUAGCGAGGAAUCGUACAUACUUUAACAGUGUAUAGAUGCAUUUAAACGGCCAUUAAUAUUUGCAUCCGCCUCUGUAAGGAGAUUAAAAAAUUGAAUUCAAAUCUUAAAUUAAAUUUAAAAGAAUUAAUAAAAUCCAGGGCCGUCAUCAAAAAUAAAAGGUAUUUUUUUCAAACUUAAUAUUUUACACUAUAUGCUUUUUUGUAAUUUUAGGACUUUUUCAUAGAAAGGGAUAAGUAAU
Messenger RNA from Phyllotreta striolata, 2272 nucleotides. NCBI's taxonomy places the organism in Eukaryota, Metazoa, Arthropoda, Insecta, Coleoptera, Chrysomelidae. The record is from the annotation of a GenBank genome assembly.